Symbiodinium sp. CCMP2456 is the source of this 849-nucleotide messenger RNA. The record is from the annotation of a GenBank genome assembly. Lineage: Eukaryota; Dinophyceae; Suessiales; Symbiodiniaceae.
AUGAUUCCGGAAGCAUGGACUCAGCGAAGGUUUGCGGAUGGUGUGCUCCAGACAAACAUCAGGAAAGACGUCAUGAAAGUUCGAUUGGUGAUCGGCCUCCUCACAGUCGCUACUUUGGGAAGUUUCACUUCGAUCAUGGCCGAGGGCUCCCUGGUUAAUACACGACACAGAGCCUCCUUGUGUCGAGACUGGAAAUUUAGGGAAGAAAGCAUGCAAGAUUGUAACGGUGUAGUCGUAUCUUUCCCGACAGUGGUGCUCAUUACUUCCAUUCUGUCGUUCGCCACUCUUGCCAGCCUCCUAUGGCUCGCAGUCCACAUGGUCACAUCUGAUCUUACCAGAGGUGGAAGCGAUUUGUCAACCAUGCUCGUCAUCUAUCUCGUUAUCAAGGUCAUCUUCCUGGGACUGCAUGCCACAUUUAUCGUGAUGACCUGGCACUCGAAAGUAGCAACACCGCAGGGAUUUGGAUUCACAAUCCUCGGAAUUGAUAUAAUGAUGGUCAUGCUUGCUUCCUGUACAUGGGCGAAGGUUGUGCGCAUGCAGCAGCAAAUGACAGAAGCAGUCCGCUCUCGCAAUGCGGAAGCUCGAUCCGCUUGCAUGAAGAAGUUGCCGACUGCUGCGUACAAAGACAUGCCGAGCCCUUUGGGGCUGCCCAGGCUCCAGGAGAAUUGCGUCAUUUGCCUCAGCGACUUCGAGCCAAAUUGCACAGUUACUCGACUUGCAUGCGGCCAUGUAUUUCAUGCGACCUGCAUCAAGAAUUGGCUGGUCGAUGCUGCACAUGACAGCUGUCCAUAUCGUUGCCAAGAAGAUCCGUUGGAGAUUGCGGAUGUGAACGAUGACGCCCGACCGUGA